Diaporthe citri is the source of this 1140-nucleotide messenger RNA. RefSeq lists its product as uncharacterized. The transcript has 4 exons. The coding region runs from base 1 to 1140 and encodes 379 amino acids. The record is from RefSeq and is a predicted model, not a curated record. Lineage: Eukaryota; Fungi; Ascomycota; Sordariomycetes; Diaporthales; Diaporthaceae.
AUGGGGAGCGAAGAUGUCAGCCAUCCCGCACGUCUCAUGUCGGACAAUGUUCGCCGGCAGUCCGAUCAUGCCCCUGCUCAAGAGGGCAGCCUCACCUUGUCAGAUCAUUCAGCACUUACCACCGCCGUUGUGUUGGGAUGCCUGGCCACCAUCUCGGUGGUGAUUGCGAUCCGCCUCAUAGUUAAGAAGAUGAUGGCACCUCAUCGUCUCUCUGCCGACGACUUCCUGGUCUUGGUGGCAGCAGCUUUCACCUUGUCCUUCUGCAUGGUGUCCCUAGGAGCAACUAUGCAUGGUCUCGGCCAACAUUCAUCGGACUUGAUCGAUGCAGGGAUCGACUUGAGGCAUAUAAUCGAGUUCAUGUGGGCCGGCCACAUCCUCUACAGCUUCGCCAUCGCCUUCGCAAAGCUGUCCAUCAUCAGCUCGUACUUUCGCAUAUUUCCACAUGACCGAUUGCACAAGCUGAUGUAUGCGAUGCUGAACGUAACACUGGCUCUGCUGGUGGUGUCCGUGAUUGCGACUAUAUUUGUAUGUCUUCCCAUACAGGCCGCAUGGGACCCUACCAUCAGGGCACAGGCGAAGUGUUACCAGUUUCCGACCUUUCUGUACGCAAGCACAACUGUGAACAUCAUUACGGACGUGGUAUUGUGUACGGCGCCACUUCCGUACUUCCUGCGACUCGGCCUUCCUCGGAAGCAGAAAGUCGGAGCUUGUCUCCUUUUCAUUGUUGGUGGGUCUGCUGUCUUUGCGAGUGUUGUGAAGUUAACGUACAUACAUAAGCUCUACAACACUUCUGACAUUUCAUAUGAUCUCGCCGAACCCCUGAUGUGGAGCAUUCUGGAAUGCAGCAUCAGCAUCGUGUGUCUAUCAAUGCCUUCACUGCGACCCCUCUUCGCCAAACUGGCGCCACUCGUCUUUUUCGCGGGAGACCACAGGCAGCCGAGAGAGAGGUCAAUCAUAACCUCGUUCUCUGACGAGCCACCGAGGCUUGUCCUCGCCCCAACACCAUCUUUUGUGUCUCGCGCUAUUUCUUUUGACAGCCAGUCUUCAACUAUACGAGAGGUCAACACAACCCCAGACUCUAGAGGCACUGGCGGCAAGGUGGUCAUGGUGGAAGAGAUUGUCGUCGAGCCAAAGGCCUGA